Coprinopsis cinerea okayama7#130 is the source of this 472-nucleotide messenger RNA. RefSeq lists its product as hypothetical. The transcript has 4 exons. The coding region runs from base 59 to 412 and encodes 117 amino acids. Lineage: Eukaryota; Fungi; Basidiomycota; Agaricomycetes; Agaricales; Psathyrellaceae. Gene Ontology annotation, molecular function: structural constituent of cell wall. The record is from RefSeq and is a predicted model, not a curated record. Gene Ontology annotation, cellular component: fungal-type cell wall.
CCACUCCCUCCCCAGAACAGCUUUCUCAACCUCUCACCACCGCCUCUCCUUUAGCACAAUGUUCGCCCGACUCUCCACCGCUCUCCUUGCCCUCACUCUCGUUACCUCCGCCAUCGCCGGUAGCCACCACAAGAGCCGUGUCGAGGCCGAGCAGUGCAACGGCGGCGAGAUUCAAUGCUGCUACGGCGUUCAGGACUCCAAGUCCCUCGACAACGAGGUCACCAAGCUCCUCGGUCACCUCAAGAUUGACGCUAAGCAGGUCACUGGUCAAGUCGGUGUCGGAUGCACUGCUCUCAAUGCCCUCGGUGCUGGAGGUGGUUCUUCUUGCACUGAGCAGAAGGUUUGCUGCACCAACAACAGCUUCAAUGGUGUCGUUGCUCUCGGAUGCAGCCCCGCCAACGUCUCAGCCUAAGCGGCGUUUUCACUGGAGUUUACCCCGAAUCAUUUUAAUACACGAUUGGCGCUUACGUGC